Molecule: messenger RNA, 8427 nt
Organism: Pseudophryne corroboree (corroboree frog)
Lineage: Eukaryota; Metazoa; Chordata; Amphibia; Anura; Myobatrachidae
Exons: 2
Coding region: 618-4067 (1149 amino acids)
Molecular function (GO): nucleic acid binding; zinc ion binding
Source: RefSeq, a predicted model, not a curated record
CUGACCCUCACGCUGCUAUAACGGUCAAAUGGCAGAGACCGCAUGAGGAGGAGAGCAGGUGCACAAAAGUCAGUUGGUGCCGGUGACUCAGGAGACUGGAUGCAGCUGGGAACUGCUGAACACAGCCAGCCCCGGGAGCAGUGAGAGGAGACAAGUGACAGCCGCUAGGGAGAACCAGCAGAUCUUUACAAGGGGGAGCGCGGUGAGAGUGUGACGCAGCCCAGAGAAGAUGUGGUCGGGAGCCCGGAGUCUGCACGGUACCUGCCAGCUAUCCUUCCAGGCAUUGGGAGGAGAGGAGAUCACACUGAGGGUUAAUCGAGAAUCCAGUUGAUGACCGUUGGAGUGAAUCUGAAACACAAGGAAGAACAGACAGUUGUGAAGGUACAAGUCAAAGUGCAACCUAGGGGAAGGGUAUUAAUACAUGCUCUUCAUUGGCUUUCCCAAGCAAGCCUAAACUACAUAAGUGCUUGGGUGGAGGCACGCCUUAGUAGUCACUGAUAGUAACCCCCUCACUGCAGGGAAAUAGUGGGUAGGAAAGGGUUACAUAUGGAGGCACUGCUGAGAUCCCAGUAGAACGAUGCGUUUCGGAUCUCUCUGGUCUAUAAUACAGGUGAACAAUGGAAGAGGUAACAUUGACCGAUCUUUAUCGAUGGUGUAGGGAGAAGGGGGUGGAGCCCCUCUGUAGUUUCGGCAUCAGGGGAGCAUUGGCCACUGUAGAUGAUGACUCUGUGUUACGAGCAGUGGGAAAUCUUUACGGUAUAAGUGAGCCUUGUAUAAUUGACCGGUGGAAAGGACAGUAUGGUGAUACAUAUGCCAUGCUGAUCAGUAAUCGGAAUCUGUUGGAUAAGACCUUAAUCCCCAUUAUGUUGGUAGUGGAAGGAGUAGCUGGGCGGAAAGUAUAUGUAUUGUGGCCCGAAGCGGGUGAGACUACGGGAGAAGAGGCCACAUCUGGGGGAGAGGAUGGCAUGGAACCAUUUGCCUGUGGGGAGGGACCAUGCCACCCCAGUGCCCAUGAGGUACCUGGUAAUAAUGAGUACGACACUAGCACAGGAGUUGACGCAGUUGUGGGGAAGAUGGUCAGCCAACUGGAACGUUGGCAUUAUGAAGGUGGCUAUAGACGUCUACGGAUAUUCUCAGGAAUCACCCCAGUACCAGCAGGAGAGGAAACGUAUGACACAUGGCGGGAAGCCGCCAUCCAACAUUCGGAGGAAUGGCAAUGCCCGGAACACAUCAAAAAACAGCGUAUUGUGGAGAGUUUACGAGGGCCCGCUAUGAGAGUAAUUCAGGCCACCCGGCGAAGUAAAGUGACAGCUAGCUUGAAAGAUUACAUUGAGGCUUUGGAUUUCUCUUACGGUACUAUAGAGGAUGUCGGAGAUUUACUAGCCCGCUUGAAUCGGACUUAUCAGGAGCCGGGGGAGACGUUGACCCACUAUAUAUAUAGGAUGGAUCGACUGAUCUACAAGAUUGUAGACAAGGGAGGAAUUGCCAAGGAGGCAGUGGAUGAGAAUCGCCGGAGACAGAUAUUAAAAGGGGCCAUGACUAAUAAUCCGGUGGCGCAGAGAUUGAGGUGCACCAUGACUACAGGACCUCCUCCUACGCUGACUGAACUAGUCAAAGAAGUCAAGCUGGAGGAAGUGCAAAUCGAAACUAGGGAAAAGAGUAUAAAAAAGGUGAAAGUCGUAUUACCAACUCCGACCACUCCCACCAUGGAUGACCGGUUGCUAAAAUUGUUAGAAGAGCAAAAUAAAAAAAUAGACCAGCUGAUUGCGCUGCAGACAAGCUCUCAGUCUAGCCCAUACUGGCAUCCAAGGGGGAGGAAUCAGGGAAGUAGGCCCCGGAAUCCAAUCAUAUGCUACAGUUGUGGGCAAGCCGGGCAUAGAUCAUUUGAAUGUCCUGGUAAUGCAGUCAGAAGGAGGGGAAAUAGUAGCAGCCCGCGCAGGAGAACUACUAACCUGGAAAACUCCAAUGGGAGUGCUGUGACCCCCCUCACAGGCUACCCAAUUAUAAAUAUUAGAGCAAUGGGGAGUGCCCAGUGGUCGUCCACCAUACCAGAUAGCCUAAUGGGACCCGCGCCACUGGUUAAAGCCUUGAUCAAUGGACAAGACUGUACUAUUCUAAUGGACAGUGGGUCACAGGUAUCUAUUGUAUUUGAAUCUUGGUACCGGGAGCACCUGCCGGAUGUACCCAUCCACCCUCUAAGUGGUCUUACUGUGUGGGGUUUGAGCGAACAGAAGUAUCCCUAUUUAGGGUAUAUCAUCACCCAAAUCACGUUUGAACCCGGACUGAUCACCCCUAAUGAGACUGUACCCUUGAUAGCAUUAGUAUGCCCUGAUUCUCCGGGGGAUAAUGGACAGCUACCCGCCAUAGUGGGAACUAACACCAACAUGUUUCGAAAUCUCAGUCGAUGGUGUGAAAGACAAGAGAAGGAAAGUCGUCUGACGGGGGGUGUUCGCAUAUGUGAAGGAGGUUAUAUAUGUCCACUGGUAGGAAACCAGUCUGUCCCUGCUGAUGCUUCCCUCAGUUUCAAGACCACUAUCCAAGGGGACAUUGACCUAUCACCAUGUUUCCGGGGCAGCGAUAUUGACAAUGACAGUAGGCAACGACUGAUCGAACAACUGCAGUUGAGGGAAUCUGUAUUCUCCAGGAGCGACUGGGAUCUAGGUACUGCGAGUGGGGUAGAACAUCACAUCAACUUGUUGGAUAACACCCCGUUCAGGGAAAGGUCACGGCGGCUAGCCCCAGCUGAUUUCGAAGAUGUCAGGGAGCACUUACGCAAUUUAUUAGAGAACAAUGUCAUUGCAGACUCAGAAAGUCCCUAUGCCUCUCCGAUAGUGGUCGCUCGUAAGAAAAGUGGGGAGAUCAGGCUAUGUAUAGACUAUCGCACCUUGAAUAGUCGGACGGUGCCGGAUCAGUACACGGUUCCAAAAGUAGAUGAAGCACUCGAUUGUUUGCAGGGGAGCCAAUGGUUUUCUGUCCUCGAUCUUCGAUGCGGGUAUUACCAGAUUCCGAUGAGCCCGAGGGACAGAGCCAAGACCGCCUUUAUAUGCCCCAUUGGGUUCUUUGAGUUCAUAAAGAUGCCCCAAGGUAUAAAAGGAGCUCCGGCCACAUUCCAACGAACAAUGGAAAAGACGGUAGGGGAUAUGUGCUACCGGGAGGUAUUGGUGUACCUCGACGAUAUUAUCGUCUUUGGAAAAGAUCUGAACGAACACAAUGAGAGGCUACUCAAGGUGUUAGAUCGACUGCAGGCUAGAGGAUUGAAAUUAUCCAUUGAGAAGUGUCAGUUUUGUCGUUCUUCAGUCAAAUACCUAGGGCAUAUUGUGAGUAGACAAGGCAUCGCAACUGAUCCAGAGAAGGUGUCAACUGUGAAGAACUGGCCCCGACCAGGCAACCUUAAAGAGUUAAGAUCCUUCCUCGGAUUCUGCGGUUACUACCGUAAGUUCGUGCCACAGUAUGCUGCACUUGCCAAACCUCUGACUGACUUGACCAAAGGCUAUCCCCCGGUUAAGAUGCGGCUGCCCCAAAAUCGAUUGGAUCGAGAAAGACUCUAUUAUAAGCCCCAGGAGCCUUUCAGGGAAAGAUGGACAGUACAGUGUGUAGAGGCUUUUAACAAUCUUAAAGACAGUUUGACAAAAUCUCCGGUACUGGCAUAUGUACAACCCGAACUUCCCUACGAGGUGCAUAUAGAUGCCUCCUUUGAUGGCCUUGGGGGAGUACUAUACCAAGUACAUGAUCAACAGUUGCGACCCAUUGCAUAUAUUAGCCGGGGACUGUCCAAUAGUGAGAAAAAUUACCCCGUUCAUAAGUUAGAAUUUUUGGCCCUUAAAUGGGCUGUAAGUGAAAAGUUUCAUGAUUAUUUAUAUGGGGUCCAGUUCACAGUACAGACAGAUAAUAACCCCUUGACAUAUAUCCAGUCCUCUGCGAAGCUAGACGCCACUGGACAUCGGUGGUUGGCGGCGCUGACCAACUACGACUUCACCAUCAAAUACCGUCCAGGAGCUAACAAUCAGGAUGCAGAUGCACUGUCACGUUUGCCCAAUAAAAAUGGUAGUGGGUUAGUGGAUGAAUAGGUGGAAGUACCUGCAGCGGCUGUUAAAGGGCUAUGUCAGCAUAUAAGUACCAAUAGACACAGUGAAACAGCUGCCAUUCUGACCACUGGGGCAUCAUCAUCAGCUAUUCCACUUUCCUACUGUUGGCUGAGUCGCAUAGAGCUGGAGGGGUUAGAUAUCAUAACCAGGGAGCAGAUGGCCCAAGCUCAACGGGAGGACUCUGAUAUCCUUGCCGUUAUGAAGUUAGUGGAGAAUCCCAAACUCCCAGUUGCUCGGAAACAAAUGUCUAAAUUGUCGAAAGUCCUCUGGCGUCAGCGACACAGAUUGAGAAUGAUGAAAGGCGUACUGUAUAGGACGGUUAAGAAAGAUGAUGGAGAGGUUAGGCUCCAGUUGAUAUUGCCCAACAUAUAUAAGUAUAUAGCAUUAGAAGCAUUACACGAUCGACAUGGUCUUUUAGGGUAUGAUAAGACCCAGGGUUUGGUAGCUGACCGGUUUUUCUGGCCCUUUAUGAACCACGACAUAGAACAGUUUUGUCGAACCUGUGGAAAUUGCAUCCUCCGGAAAACCUUACCUGCAAGAGCUGCUUCCCUAGUGAAUAUCAGCAGCGCUGGUCCAAUGGACCUAAUCUGCAUUGAUUUCUUGACGUUUGAAGGCCCAGACGGACAGGAUGGGCACAUAUUGGUUGUGACGGAUCAUUUCACACGGUAUGCCCAAGCCUAUAUCACUAACAAUCAGCGAGCUAGCACCGUUGCUACCACAUUGUGGGAAAAGUUUUUUAUUCAUUAUGGACUACCAGCGCGGAUACAUUCCGAUCAAGGGAGGGAAUUCUAAAGCCGGUUGAUUAAAGAGUUAUGCAGGUGUUGUGGCAUUCAAAAAUCUCGGACCACACCCUACCAUCCCCAAGGUGAUCUUCAACCCGAGCGAUUCAACCGAACCCUGCUUAACAUGCUAGGCACCCUGGAGUCCAAGAAAAAGUACCAAUGGAAACGUCAUGCAUCACCCUUGGUUCAUGCUUAGAACUGUACGCGAAAUGAGGCAACCGGAUUCACCCCAUAUUAUCUAAUGUUUGGUAGAGAAGCCAGACUACCCAUUGAUGUAUGCUUCAGCACUCAAAUUAAUUAAACGGCCGCAACAUCACAUUCACAGUAUGUAACACAACUCAGGCGACAGCUGCGGGAAGCAUAUCAGUUAGCACAAGUGUCUGCUCACAAGAUGGGGGAAAAGAACAGAGCUCAAGUUGAUCGAGGUGUCAAAGAGCAUUGUUUAAAGCCGGGAGAUAAAGUUCUGAUACGAGCAUUAGGGCUGCCCAAGAAACAAAAAUUGCAUAAUAGGUGGAGGAUGGAGCCUUACAUAGUAGUGAAGCAAUUACCUAAUAUACCGGCCUAUCAACUGGUGCGUGCUGAUGGACAGGGAUCUAUUCUAACAUACCAUAGGCAGCAUUUGCUCCCCAUUGUUCAAGACAUCCGGUGGGAGAAUUCUGGAGAAGACAGUCUCCCAGAGGAAAGUAUGGCAAAGGGUAUGACACCGCCCCGGGGGAGUAGUAUCGCGAUGGAAGAGGAGAAUGGAAACAAUGAUAAUGAAUAUGCUCCAGGAUAUUACUAUCAUGAUCGAGGGUUGGAGUCAGAGGAGUCUACGUUGGGGCAGGAUCAUCAGGCCCAGGAAAUACUAUCCCCACCCCACCAUUGUGACCAGGACGAAAGGGAAGAGGAUAGGGAAAUGAUACCUAAUGCGGAUUGGGAAGAAGGUGGUGAACCUGAGUCACGCGUUAAUGUACAGAGGGGACCUGAGAUUGUGUCAGAAAGACAGAGUAUGUCUCCUAGGCCUCAAAGGGUUCGAAAACCUCCAAGAAUUCUUACUUAUGAGCAAUUGGGAACUCCCACAGAGAUCCCACUGAUGUUACAUCCUAACAUUAUGAUGGCAUGGCCAUAUUUUGGGUAUCAGUCAAGAGGUUAGCGAAUGAAAUGGUAGGGCGCAAGAGAAGGUGGUGAUGUCCACUAGAAUCUAUGUGUACUCACCAGGGGGAGAAUAUAGCGCCCUAACAUAGGAAGACCAUGGGAGUUUAUUUAGAGGUAUGACAAGUUACUAUGACCCAUUGAAUUAUACUAUGUAAUGGUGUAUAUAAAUGAAUUCCUGUAUUUUCCAUUAUAUAUAUAUUUAACUAUGUAGGUGGCUGGUAACAAUUACAUGGUGUACAGGGCUGAUACUACUUAUGGGACAGCUGGAGAGAUUGUUCCAGAAACUGACCCUCACGCUGCUAUAACGGUCAAAUGGCAGAGACCGCAUGAGGAGGAGAGCAGGUGCACAAAAGUCAGUUGGUGCCGGUGACUCAGGAGACUGGAUGCAGCUGGGAACUGCUGAACACAGCCAGCCCCGGGAGCAGUGAGAGGAGACAAGUGACAGCCGCUAGGGAGAACCAGCAGAUCUUUACAAGGGGGAGCGCGGUGAGAGUGUGACGCAGCCCAGAGAAGAUGUGGUCGGGAGCCCGGAGUCUGCACGGUACCUGCCAGCUAUCCUUCCAGGCAUUGGGGGGAGAGGAGAUCACACUGAGGUAUUGUGCCGCUGCACGCUGCCCCCGCAGAGUCUUACAGGCAGGCAGGGGAAGGUGGUGUGACCCGGCGGAGAGCCAUCUUAGAGUCCUCUGAGCGGCAGAAGCAGCGGGAGGGGAAGCGGAGGUGGCCAGCGCUAUAACAACAUAGAUGCCAGUAGCAGCCUAGCAACAGCCACACACACCCUAACCCCAGGCCGAGCCACAGAGUGAGGCACCUAUAAGCAGUGAAGAAGCGGCCUAUGCAAAUGGGAGAGGAGGAGUAGGGAGAGCCCCUUACUGCAGCAUCAAUGGGCGGAGGUGUAAGUGUAUUUAAGCAGAUAUUCAUCGUACACUGUACACCAGCAGUACUAUCGCUCUAGUCUAUGACAGGAGUGGGACUGAUUAUACUAGCGCUAGACAACAGAUAUAGAGGAGCCGACUAUAGUACAGAGGAAUCAAAUUUUAUUGCAUCAUUAGUCCAGUGUGGAUUGUACAGUAUCGGUUCCUGCUCCGUCAUAAGAAAUUAAGAAAGCUGGAAAGUGCUAGAGGGCUAUGUAUAUGUACCUGUGGAACUGUGCCCAAGGACUAUAGUAGCGCUGCAUAAAUAUUUCUAGCAGUGUCAGUUACCAGUGUUUCACAGCAUCAAAUUAGCACUGGUGCAGGCGAAUCGGAACAUUAAGCAACCCUGAGGAUUAAUUUUUGAAGGAUAGGACCUGCUAGGUAUACAAAGGGUGUCGUUCUGCUUAGGAAACAGUAAGAGCGGAGACCAAGACAUUAAGCGCAGCAUUUUUUAAAGACAGCAAAUAAAAGCAGAGUCAAUAGUAAAGAGAUAGUCCAAAUUAGUCUGCAUUUUAUAAAUAGUUGCUGAACAAUUCACCUGUUCCAUAAGUACAAGGUGAAGAGACUGGUAGUCAGCAUAUAAAGAAUCUACUGUUAUGAGCCAAACUACUUCAAGUACCCCAAGACUGUGAUUAUAUUUCAUAUAUUGCUUCUAACCCGGAUAUCGCCUAAGGGACAGCUUAAACACUUAAACUCUGCAGGAACAUAGAGGACCCCUGUGUUACGAAAUACACAGGAAUACAGUUGGUUAAGGAGGUACAGCCGCCAGGGAUCAGAUAUACUAACAUCCCAAGGAGUACCAUGUAAAAUACACAUCUACUGUGAAGGGAAAAAGCCGAUUGUUAGUGUUUGAUACAUAUAAGUUAAGAAGUACCUUCUACUCAGCAGACCACAGAGAAACAUUUGUAACAUUAUAUAGGAUAGUAACUGUUGCAAUAAUUUUCCAGACUGAGCCAAGAGGCCUGUCACUAGCUAAAGGGAGAAUUGAAGGUUAUGGUUUAGUAACGAUGUUACAUAGUCUGUACUAAAUGCUGAUGUUUUCAUAGGUUUAUGGGCCCUAUAGUGCACUAUCACCCUAAGAGUACCCGGGUCACUCAAACACCUAUAGGUGUUAUUUCAAAGAGUAUUUUUUUUUGUAAUGCAUGCAGUUGGAAAUGUAUAGUAUAGAGUAUAUAGGAUAUUCUAUGAUAUAAAGAGAUAAGCUGAGAUAAAGAUUUAUUACAAUAUAAUUGCAAAGUUAUAAGUGAGAGAAGUGGUUGUGUUUUAUUUGCCAUAAAUACUUACCAAUAGGGUUAAUCGAGAAUUCAGUUGAUGACCGUUGGAGUGAAUCUGAAACACAAGGAAGAACAGACAGUUGUGAAGGUACAGGUCAAAGUGCAACCUAGGGGAAGGGUAUUAAUACAUGCUCUUCAUUGGCUUUCCCAAGCAAGCCUAAACUACAUAAGUGCUUGGGUGGAGGCACGCCUUAGUAGUCACUGAUAGUAACCCCCUCACUGCAGGGAAAUAGUGGGUAGG